This is a messenger RNA of Ectocarpus sp. CCAP 1310/34, 1213 nucleotides long. NCBI's taxonomy places the organism in Eukaryota, Phaeophyceae, Ectocarpales, Ectocarpaceae. The record is from the annotation of a GenBank genome assembly.
GCAGUGCAGCUGGGCUAGGUAGACAUGUGAUGUGCCUGUAUCGUGCAUCUUCACCUCCCUGACCCUGUCUGUCCAUUCGUCGUCGACGAUUGGGUUUGAAUCAGCUGAUCACCUGGAGGGAAAGGAAGAAAGGAGCAUCUUACCCUGUAUCCAGCACGUGGAAAGCAAGGCUGAAGGAUGGUGAGGGAGUGCCAGCAUCCAGGUUGCCCCAGGGACCCCAAAUAUGCCUGCUGCGCUGGCAGAUGUCCAAGCAGCUCGUGGCAGCGACAACGUUCGAGGGUAUCCGGUUCGACUUCAUCGAGAGAAUCGGAGGAUUCGACUUCUUCGAGAGAAUCGGAGGAUUCGACUUCAAGGAGCUGUUCAGGCGGUAGAUUCCCCGGAUGGCAUCAUCCGUCAACUUUGGGAUCCUCUGCUCGGUAGGCGCCAUGAUGUGACGUUGCUGGGGCUAAGUGGGCGGUUGGAGACGUUGAUGCAGUCAUUCAAUGAUGCGGUGGGCGUUCCGUACUACAUUCACGGAGACCCAGCAUACCAGGUAACUGUCGAAUGGGGCUUCGGCCGGGUCGUGGCGUUGUGGCCUUACGUCGACUACGUGAAGAAGCAGCAGGUGGCCCUCAGCGCAUGCGGUCUUGGAAAGCAGUAAGCGGUGGCUGGUAUCCUGACGAAUUGCCGCUGAUGUUUCUACCCAAACUCGACAGCGAAAUUCUUUGACCUUACCCCCCCUUCCCUCCAAGAAUAUCUUUCGGGAGAGGCGUGACAACGUGUGUCUAGUUUGCAUGGGAAUGAUGCGAAAGUAGCUACUGUAGUUGGCACCGCAAUGUCCCGUACCAUUCGGCAUAUGGCCAUAUCGACGUCAGAUAGAAGGGUUGGCAUCAAGCUUCGUUUUGUACACAUGCCUGUAACGCGCUCCCCAAUUUCUCACCUUGUGGCCGUUGAACAACAGCUUCGCGCGCACUUGGGGGUCUUGUUUUCCGGUCAUCUGGACCUUCUUAAGGUACUGUGCCUGAUAGACACGGACCUGCGAAAGAGGGAGAAAGGGCGCGCCCCAUUACAGGUGUUAUCAAGUCCGUGUGCCCGAACCAUGUACCUUACCUUGUGACGACCGUAAAAACAACAUUUUCCGGGUGAUUGUAGGGGGGUAGAGGUCCCGUUGUACGGUCGAAUUCCCCUGAUAAUGCGAACCACCGUAAAGUUGUCUCGGGAUUAUUUCGUGGUU